Messenger RNA from Acanthoscelides obtectus, 572 nucleotides. NCBI's taxonomy places the organism in Eukaryota, Metazoa, Arthropoda, Insecta, Coleoptera, Chrysomelidae. The record is from the annotation of a GenBank genome assembly.
AAUGGUACUGAUGAACAGCAAGUAAAUGAAUGAAUGUCUGGAAACGAGCAAUAUCUAUGAAAUUUUUGGUGGAGCCUGUCAUCAAGUAGGUGCUUAAUGGCUGUAUGCAAGAGGUUUAUAGGUAAAAACACACGCAUACAUCCAAAAAUGAACCUACCCGCUGACAAUCCGGCAAGCAACCUUCCAAGGAUAAGCAUCUCAACACUACCAGCAGGCUUGCAAGAGAAGAACAUUACGGCAGCCAUUGCAGCCAAGGCAGCGCAUAUCACCAAGACGCUCUUUCUGCCCAACCGGGCGGCCAGUGCAGAGCCGCCCAAUGACCCUACGGCCGCCCCCAAUAUGAACGUGCACACCACUGUGGACCAUACUAUGUUCAGGGCACAUGGGGAUGGAUAAUCGCCAUAGUGGGCGAAUAUACUUUCGUUGCAGAAUUGUCGGAUGAUCUGAAAUUGGAACAUUUAUAAAAACGACUUCAAACGAUUAAAUAGUUUGUUCUUGUAAAAUAGCUAAAUGCAAUCUCUUUCAUACAAAAAAGAAAUAUCAAAACCUGUUCACCCCUCGUUCAUCCAUUU